Molecule: messenger RNA, 3009 nt
Organism: Xyrichtys novacula (pearly razorfish)
Lineage: Eukaryota; Metazoa; Chordata; Actinopteri; Labriformes; Labridae
Source: the annotation of a GenBank genome assembly
AUGAUGGGCGGAAGGACCAGCGCGUUGGCCGCGGGGGUGUGCGGGGCUCUGUUUGUCGGAUACUGCAUCUACUUCGACAGGAAAAGACGGAGUGACCCCAACUUCAAGAACAGGCUGCGGGAGCGUGAGUGUUGACCUCUUCUCCCUCCUCCUUCAGCGGGCCUUCGGGCUCCGAUCCGGUCCGGUCCGGUGGGGUUCGGUUCUGCUGGGCUCGGUUCCGUUCGGAUUGGCGUGUCAGUCAACGUUGUGACCGUUUUUGACGGCUAAAAUGCCCUGCGGUGCCUCUCCAUGCGACUCAUACUGGCUAGUUUUUUUUAACGCUUUAAUAACAAAACCCCUUUAGAUUUUACGCAAAGUGAAGUUUUAUCCUCAAAAUAACGAUCUAACAUGCUCAACAGAGUCAGUUUGGGACGUUAAUAAGAAUCCGCAGAGUAUUCAGGUUAAUUCGGCUUAAAGUAGAUCAAAUAAUUAGCCACCUUUUCAGGACAGAGCCAUGAUUGUAAGUCAUAUGUUUUUCCUCCACAAAGUUUCAAUGUGUGCUCAUUUUUUAUUGAUCUUCGAUCUUCAGAAACAGAUCUUGGAAGUCAUUUAGUUUCUGCAUAUAGCAUUGAAAAUGGAUGAACUAUUUAUCUGUGAUUCUCAGGAUGUUGGGCGACAUUAUGGGGCGUUAUAACAGUUCCAGGUCCACAUCUCUACAUAUCUGUAAACUACUAAAUGAUAAAAUAGGCUGAUGCCUUAUUUCCCCCUUUUGCCUCAGUGCAGCAGGUUGACACUGACGUGCUGUCUCUCUGUGAAAUGUAACCUGUUGGCUGACUGUUUUUGUGUUAUUGUUGGCCUGGUAGGUUAUUUAAUAUGUAAGGCUUCUUGGGUCUUCAGUCUGAUCAUAGUUUAGUGGUCUGUAGUCUUUACAGCCUGGAACCUAAAACAGGACUGGAGGAGUUUUUCUCAGAUUUUCUGGAAUUUCUCAAAUAAUCAUGUCAGCCCUUCAUUUAUAUCCUGGCUUGUUUGUUUGUUAGUUAAUUGAUUUGUCUGUGAUGUUUGUCUGAUGUCUCCUCACAGUGCCUCCAAAACGUCAUUUAUUUCUGAACACACUCAGCAUGAUGUUUGUCCAUUUGCCUGUGGGUUGGUUGUUUUGUUAGUCAUUCAUGUACUUUUUUGGUCCAAUUUUGGUCCAGUUUAUUUCUUUCUCCCCUUCCCUUUUCUUUUUUUUUUUUUGUCUUUACUUCCUCGUCAUGCACUGCCAAGAUAACAGCUACUCUUCCUGGGAUACACAAUUACCUGCCUACCCUAAACACUGUAAACACUUGAAGUUUGUAGUUUUAUGAGGCCUAUUUCCUUCAACUGUAUUUGGCUGAUCAGCUUUUUUAUGUGUGUAAUUUUAGUUCAGCAGGUAAACUUUGGUAUCUGAUGGUUUGCUCGUGUCUAUUUUGUGUUUUCGAUACAGGGAGGAGAAAGCAGAAGGUUGCCAAAGAGAGGGCGGGCCUUGCAAAGGUAAACACAUUGUCAUCAUCAUAAUGAUAAAAUGUAUUAACAUAGCACUUUUCAAAACAGGGUCAAAAAGUGUUUUACAAAUCACUGUAGAGAUGAAACAAACUAAUAAGUAUAAAAGAGAUUCAUGGUGGUGCUUGUACUUAGUGUGACAUUUUAAUAAGUUCACAAGAGUUUAGUUUAUUGUGAGAGAACUGAUUAUGUUCAGAAACUGUGACUCCAGAGGAAACAGAAAUAAAAUGUAGAAAUCAGUGUGAGCAGCUGUACGAUCUGCUUUCUGUAUCUGAAUGUUUUUUUUUUUUUUGUACUUCAGCUUCCAGACCUGAAGGAUGCUGAGGCAGUACAGAAGUUCUUCCUGGAGGAGAUCCAGCUAGGAGAGGAGCUGCUGGCUCAGGGUAAUUUUUCAGCAUUAGAUUUAAAAGGUUAAGUAGUGUAAGUAAGAAGAAAUUACAGGCAGACAAGAGCUACUCAAAUUGAUGAGCAGAUCCCUGUGAGGAACAAAGUAAGCCCAACGUUUACCAGAAUUCAUCUGUAGUGACUGCUUUCCUUAACAAAAGUCGCUGUGGUUUAGGUGCGCUUGGAUCUGUGACUCACUAAUUCAUUCAGUCCGCUUGAGUGUUAAAGGUGAUUUAUUGUUCAAAAGUAGAAAAAAAAAAAAAAAACUUAAAAUCUAACACUGAUCCAGGUCCAAACUUUUGCCUUUAUAUGAAAAGCUGAUAUGAUAGAAAUGAGGAUAGAAGAAUAAGUGAAAAACAGUCAACAGAAAAUUAUCAGAGCUCACUAAACUCCAUUGUCUCUGACUACACCAGUGUUUUUAAAUAACCCACCAAACGUCCCAAAACCACACCCCUCAGUGUCGAUCCAUGUAAGUGACAUAUCUGUAAGAAAUCAUACCCUCAACAAAUAUGUUUUGGCUCCUACACAUCAUUUGUCAUUUAAAAUCAAGAAACAUGACUCUGUAGCAUGGCAACAGUGGAGGAGGUUUCCAGAGGGCUUGGUUCUAGAAUGCUUUGAAGUGUCUUAAAGAGACAGUAGCUGAAAUGACACGUUUCAGACUGAGGCUGAAAAGAAGGUUUCCAAAGACAAUUACAGAAAAAGAGUUUGUUUUUCUUUAGCUGUAAAUCAUUUAGCAAAGCUAUCAGAGGAACAAAAUGAACCCUUUCCUUAAACUUAAACUGGUUUCUGUGAAGACUAAAUCUUUUCUCUGUCUUCUGCGCUAAAGGAGACUAUGAGAAAGGUGUGGACCACCUGACCAAUGCCAUAGCGGUGUGUGGUCAGCCCCAGCAGCUGCUGCAGGUGUUGCAACAGACUCUGCCGCCUCCUGUCUUCCAGAUGCUGCUCACCAAACUGCCCACCAUCAGCCAGGUGAGACAAUCAGACACCUGAACUCUCCUAACACUGUCUGCAUGAUCAGCUUGUCUUCAUCCCCCUGUCUAUUUCCGACAUGCUCUUGACACUCUGCUCUCUGCCCUGCAGCGUAUCGUGAGUGCACAGAGUCUGAGCGAGGAUGAUAUAGAAUAA